UUUGACAACUGCCCAGGUAAAUUAUUGCAUGCUGUUAAAAUUUGUUUAAAAUUCAAGUGAUAUUUUAGAAAAAUCCUAAAAUAUUAUGAUUAAGAAAACAUAUUAAUUCCAACGAGAUGGCGAAGCAAACCUUCGAGGUCGGCACUGUGACCCUCAACAAUGAGGUGCAACGAAUUCGAGAAAUUUACAAGAAAUGCGAACUUCUCAAUGUCAUACAACAUAUAGAUAUAUACGGUAAAAUAAGAUCAAACUACACUGAGAACAGGAAGGUAAGCGUCAACGACGCUAUAACCGUCUCGUCGGUUUCAUGCUUUGCCCCGCAGUUUUCAAAACACGUGAACAAACCAGGAUUGGACGAGAAGCUAAGUAAAUUGUCUAUGAGUACAAAAGUGUCCGGCCUGUAUCCCGGCAACGAUAUCCUGUCCAAGAAGACCCAGAACCGAAAACUCAAGAAAUUGACCACUAAGACCAGUAUUGCAUUCGGUACUGUUGUUUCAAGGUGAUAGGGCUCCAGUAGACACCUACAGCCCGACAAGGCUCUUUUGGCACUUGAGUGAGAAAAAAUUUUUGAAAAAAA
Molecule: messenger RNA, 577 nt
Organism: Maniola jurtina (meadow brown)
Lineage: Eukaryota; Metazoa; Arthropoda; Insecta; Lepidoptera; Nymphalidae
Exons: 3
Coding region: 117-503 (128 amino acids)
Source: RefSeq, a predicted model, not a curated record